This is a messenger RNA of Carya illinoinensis, 2186 nucleotides long. RefSeq names its product serine/threonine-protein kinase D6PKL2-like. The transcript is spliced from 2 exons. Gene Ontology annotation, molecular function: protein serine/threonine kinase activity; ATP binding. Gene Ontology annotation, cellular component: cytoplasm; plasma membrane; nucleus. NCBI's taxonomy places the organism in Eukaryota, Viridiplantae, Streptophyta, Magnoliopsida, Fagales, Juglandaceae. The record is from RefSeq and is a predicted model, not a curated record. Gene Ontology annotation, biological process: protein phosphorylation. The coding region runs from base 324 to 1940 and encodes 538 amino acids.
AUGUUCGUUUAGAAAAUCUGAAAGGCUUUUGUCGUCCUCGUAAACAGGAACUCUCUCUCUCUCUCUUUCUCUGUGUUUUGUCUCUUAGCUGUAACAUUUUCUGGGACGGCAAGAGAGAAAUGGACUCAAAGCCCAAUUCACUCAUCGGGGCUCUCCCUCUCACCCCUGCUCUCAUUUCAAAUUUGAAUACCCUUUUCACCCAUCUUUUUGGGUCCCUACGCGCAGCUCUCUUCGCGCCCGCGUCUCUCUCGCCCUCCCUUUGACCGCCUCGGUCUCAUCCCCACCCAACUUGACCUCCCCAUUCGUCAUAUUUAAUCCAAAACAUGUUCGAGUUCGAUCAAAGCUUCCAUCAAACACUUUCAAAGCCGAUUCGUUCAGGCAUGGAAAAACCACCCCAUCGUAGUGCAAACAAUGAUACCGAAUCCCUCACUGGCAACCUCCAAGACCUCAGUUUGGGUGCCAGUGUUAGCAUCAGUCUCUGUAGCAGCACGGUUUCUGGGUCUGAUACUAGCGUGACUAGCAGCGAUAUGAGCAAUGCCAGCACCGUGGACGCUCACAAGAAUGCUGAACCCGUGCCCGUGGGUGACUACGAGGAAAGCGACACAAGCAGUUCGAGUUGUGUAAGCAAAUGUAACAGCUUCGAUGCAAAUGAGUCCAGCUUUCGGAGCUUUUGCCCGUCGAAGCCGCACAAAGGAAACGAUAUACGGUGGGAUGCAAUACAACAGGUAAAAGCUAAAGAUGUGGACUUGGGGCUGGGCCAUUUCAGGCUUUUGAAGAAGCUUGGUCGUGGGGAUAUCGGGAGUGUGUAUUUGGCCGAGUUAAGAGGAAUGGGCUGUUUGUUUGCGAUGAAGGUUAUGGAUAAGAGCAUGUUGGCUGGGAGGAAGAAGCUGGUGAGAGCUCAGACUGAAAGAGACAUAUUGGGUUUGUUAGACCACCCGUUCCUUCCUACCCUUUAUUCCCAUUUCGAGACCGACAAGUUUUCUUGCCUGUUAAUGGAGUUUUGCAGUGGUGGGGAUCUUCACACGCUUCGGCAACGCCAGCCGGGCAAACACUUCACGGAGCAGGCAGCGAGAUUUUAUGCUUCUGAAGUGCUUCUUGCGCUCGAGUAUCUACACAUGAUGGGAGUGGUGUACAGAGACUUAAAGCCUGAAAAUGUAUUGGUGAGGGAGGAUGGCCACAUCAUGCUCUCUGAUUUUGAUUUGUCAUUAAUAUGCUGUGUGAGUCCCACCCUUGUUCAGUCCAGUAUAGAGCCAUCAUGCAGGAUAUCUGCUUACUGUAUUCAGCCAUCAUGCAUUGAUCCAGCCUGCAAAUUACCCGUUUGUGUGGAGCCUUCUUGCUUGCAACCGUCUUGCUUUAGGCCACGUUUUCUCAGAUCCAAAACGACUAAGGUUAGGAGUGAAAAAAUGGUUAGUGCAGAUUCACUUCCUGUACUAAUUGCAGAACCAACAAGCGCCCGCUCUAUGUCAUUCGUUGGGACACACGAGUAUUUAGCACCUGAGAUAAUAAGAGGAGAUGGUCAUGGGAGUGCUGUUGAUUGGUGGACAUUUGGUAUUUUCCUGUAUGAGUUGCUACAUGGGAAGACACCUUUUAAAGGCAAUGGAAACCGAGAAACACUAUUCAAUGUUGUUGGUCAGCCCCUAAAAUUUCAGGAGGGAUCUUCUAUCAGCUUCGCUACAAAGGAUUUGAUCCGGGGCCUGCUUGUAAAGGACCCACAAAAGAGAUUAGGAUUCAAACGAGGUGCCACUGAGAUCAAACAACAUCCCUUCUUCGAGGGUGUUAAUUGGGCUCUCAUUCGGGGUACUCAACCUCCAGAAAUUCCAAAACCUCUUGAUCUUGCAUUUUUGAGCCACACAUUCAAGUCAUCGGUGCCUCCCAAUGACAAGGGUGUCGCUGAUUCGGAUAGCUCAUCAGGUCCUUACUUAGAUUUUGAAUUUUUUUAAUGAAUUUUAGUAGCCAAAGCGGAAAAAAGAAUAGAGGUGUUUUAUUCCUCGAAAUUGUCAUGGUUACGAUAUUUUCCUCGUGAAAUUGUCAUGGUGGAAUUUUUGCUGUUCUUUAUUUCGUUAUGGUGUCUGUAGUAUUGGCAUAUAGAUGAUGAUGUUGUACUCGCUUGAUUCCUUUUCAAAUACAUCGAAAAGAGAAAAAUGAAGUAAAGGGACAGAAAUGAAGCUGACGUUUGUUGUGCAUGA